AUGUCAGUUGAUGAAGUGUUUAUAUGUAUUUUGUUAUUUUAUUUUUCAGUAUUGUUAUCAUUAUCAGUUUUAUUAUUAGCUCGUGGAUCGGCCAAUGUCCGCCACACUGCCAUAGUCUAUGGUCAGCUGAGAAAUACCGCUGGCACCGAAAACGUCGACCCGAAAUACAAAUACCCGCAUAAGCCACGCCCCUUGUGCGACGGCAGUAACUUCAGACUCAGGUUCCUAGUUUCUUAUUUUUGUUUAAAGAACCGAAGAGUAAUUACCAAUACCCUCCCUCUCCCUUCAGACGUGGUGGGCGGUCUGCACAUCACCAAAGUGGGCGUGUCGACGCCCCUUGCCGUGGGCGAGAGCGGCUGGCUGGAGUGCGAGUGGGCGGACGACGGCGACAGCAUCUACGCCCUCAAGUGGUACCUCGGCCUCGACGAGUUCUACCGCUGGACGCCCGCGGAAGACCCGCCCGUGAAGACAUUCAAGAUCCGCGGCGAGCCCCUGCGGGUGGACGCGUCCGCCUCGCACAAAGGCCGCGUCCGCAUCCAAGCCGUGACGCUGGCGGCGGCCGGCGUGUUCCGCUGCGAGGUGUCCGCCGAGGCCCCGUCCUUCCACACCGAGUCGCACGUCACCUACCUGACCGUCGUCGACCUUCCUGACGAGAAACCGAGGAUCAGCGUCCCACAGGACACGUAUCAGCUGGAAGAGGUCGUGGCGCUGAACUGUUCCUCGCCCCGUUCGCAGCCUCCUGCCGAGCUCACUUUCUACGUCAACGGAGAGCAGGCGGACUCAUCGUGGCUGAUCCCCCACAACGCCAUCGCGGAGGAAUCCAACAGCCAGCACCCACCAGGUCUCCAGACGGCGAUGCUGGGCCUCAGAUUCACCCUCUUUCCUCGUCUUCUUCGCCGUGGGUCGGUCGUGGUAAAGUGCACGGCGUCCAUCCUCAAUUUGUACUGGGAUAGCAGCGAGGUGGUGAUCCACGUGGACCAGCCGUACCACGCGUCCAUUAUGGAGGGGAGAGCAGCGUCGUCUGCGGCUGUGGAAGGAUCCGUGACGUCACUGAGCCAAACGCUCUUUGUCCUUAUCUCCACGUGUUGGCUCCUUCAUUAGUCCACGCCCACGUCUACGCCCACGCCCACGCCCCAUGGCAUCCGUCAAACGCCCGUGUGAAGGAGGGUCAUUGAUUACGAAGCGAAUGUCAGAUGAUGUGCUAUGUGUGUCUGUGUUAUUUGACUUGACUUACAUGGGCUGAGCUUAGAAACGAAAAUUUAUUUAUUAUUUGAUUUAUUAUUAGAUUUAUUCAUCAUUAUCUACAUUAUCAUGGUUAUUAUUAUCAUAAUGAUUGUUAUUAUUGUGUGCUUUUUAAUUAUUAUUAUUAUUUAUUGGUA
Messenger RNA from Penaeus chinensis, 1379 nucleotides. RefSeq lists its product as uncharacterized. The coding region runs from base 1 to 1101 and encodes 366 amino acids. The transcript has 7 exons. Lineage: Eukaryota; Metazoa; Arthropoda; Malacostraca; Decapoda; Penaeidae. The record is from RefSeq and is a predicted model, not a curated record.